Molecule: messenger RNA, 2074 nt
Organism: Camellia sinensis
Lineage: Eukaryota; Viridiplantae; Streptophyta; Magnoliopsida; Ericales; Theaceae
Product: scarecrow-like transcription factor PAT1
Source: RefSeq, a predicted model, not a curated record
CUCUCUCUCUCCAACUCUGGUUCGGAGUGGAAUAUGGAAUCUUGAGAUUCGUCGAUUAGAGACUUUCUUGGCAAAAUCUUGAGCUCUGAGCUAAAAUUUCAUGGAGAUUAUCAAGUUUCUGAAAAUGGGUUGGUGAUAGAUCUGUGGAAGAUAGCAGUCAAUCAAGGAAAAAGAGUACAUCAGAUAUUCCUUGACUAGUAUUCGGCCAGGCAGCCUCUUUGAUGCAAUCUUCACAACAACACACAAGAUCCGUCAUGUCCAACGCAUUAUACUAUGAGCCAAUGCAAGACGUUGAGGCCUAUUCUUUGCCUCAAUGUCAAGCUUUGGACCACCAGUUAUGCUAUAGUAACAGCAGCCACGGAAGUCACUCCUUGAUUCAAACUUCCCUUGAAAAGUACUGUACCCUCGAGUCAUCCUCACCAACCAGUUGUUACACUGUUUACAAUUCACCAUCAACCGCCAGUUUCUCACCCGAUGGAAGUCCCAUGUCACAGCAAGACAAUAACUAUGGGUCCCCUGUAAGUGGGUCUUGCGUAACUGACGAUGUCAAUGAAUUUAGGUACAAGCUACGUGAAUUGGAAACCGUAAUGCUCGGGCCUGAUUCUGAUAAACUCGACAGUUAUGAAAUAGCCUCGCCAAAGAUAGAAAGCUGGAGACAAAUGAUGGAAGCUAUCCCCAAAAGGGACUUGAAACAAAUUCUCAUCGCAUGUGCAAAAGCGGUAUCAGAAAAUGACAUGUUGACUUCACAAUGGUUGAUGGCUGAGUUACGCCAAAUGGUGUCAGUGUCUGGUGAACCGAUUCAACGUUUAGGAGCGUACAUGUUGGAAGGGCUUGUCGCAAGAUUGGCCUCUUCGGGGAGUUUGAUCUACAAAUCCUUGCGAUGCAAAGAACCGGCAAGCACAGAUCUUCUCUCCUACAUGCAUAUUCUCUAUGAGGUUUGCCCUUACUUCAAGUUUGGAUACAUGUCUGCUAAUGGUGCCAUUGCAGAGGCAAUGAAGGAUGAAAAUAGGGUUCACAUCAUCGACUUCCAAAUCGCUCAGGGGAGUCAGUGGGUGACUCUAAUCCAAGCUUUUGCAGCCCGGCCCGGUGGGCCACCACACAUCCGUAUUACGGGUAUCGAUGAUUCCACAUCAGCUUACGCACGUGGAGGAGGAAUGAACAUAGUGGGACACAGGCUAACUAGGCUUGCCAAGUCAUUUAAGGUGCCAUUUGAGUUCCAUGGCGCAGCCAUGUCGGGUUGUGAAGUUGAGCUUGAGAAUCUCGGGAUUCGACCCGGGGAGGCUCUUGCCGUGAAUUUCGCAUUCAUGCUCCACCACAUGCCGGAUGAGAGCGUGAGUACUCAGAACCAUAGGGACCGGCUUUUGAGGCUUGUUAAGAGCUUGUCCCCAAAAGUGGUGACCCUAGUCGAGCAGGAAUCAAACACGAACACCGCUGCAUUCUUUCCUCGGUUCCUAGAAGCAUUGGAUUACUAUACGGCGAUGUUCGAAUCAAUUGAUGUGACACUUCCAAGGGAACAUAAAGAGCGAAUCAAUGUCGAGCAGCAUUGCCUGGCACGGGAUGUUGUGAAUGUGAUAGCAUGCGAGGGGACAGAGAGGGUGGAACGGCAUGAGCUUCUUGGGAAGUGGAAGUCGAGGUUUAGAAUGGCAGGGUUUAAACCAUACCCUUUGAGCUCUUUGGUAAAUGCUACCAUCAAAACAUUGCUAGUCAACUACUGUGACAAAUACAGACUUGAAGAGAGAGAUGGAGCUUUGUAUCUUGGUUGGAUGAAAAGAGAUUUGGUAGCUUCUUGUGCUUGGGAGUAGAAAACUGUGCAUUGAUGUACUUUUUUUCUAUGGAUUUGAGACAGAAAGCUGAGGUAGAACCUUUAAUUUUUAUGUGUCGGCUACUAAAAUAGUUCACAAGAAUAGGUUCCCUUGGCUGUGUGCGCCUUUAAUCAAUCAAAAUCAGCUACUUACUUUGAGAUCGUCUUUUAUGUAGCCUCAUCCACAUUAUUUGGGGUCCUUUUAUCUCACAUAUGUGGGAUAAUUUUGUUCCUUAUCCCAGGGAUAGUGGGACAACUUAUCCGACUUCAUAG